AUGUGUGUGUUGUGUUCAGACGCCUGUGAACUUACACUGGAUCCAAACACAGCACACACUCGACUCGUUCUGUCUGAGGAGAACAGAAAGGUGACGCGUGUCUCUGAGGGACAGUCGUAUCCUGAUCAUCCCGACAGAUUUGAACAUUAUCCUCAGGUUCUGUGUUCAGAGAGUCUGACUGGACGCUGUUACUGGGAGACUGAAUGGAGCGGAGAUGUUGAUAUAUCAGUGUGUUAUAAAGAAAUCCAGAGGAAAAGAGGGAGUGGUGACUGUGUGUUUGGACGUAAUGUGAACUCCUGGAUUCUGUUCUGCUCUGAUCAAGGAUUCAUUGCUCAUCACAAUAAUAAAGACACUUAUAUCUCUGCUGCUCCAGACUCCUGUAAGAGAGUCGCAGUGUUUCUGGACGAGUCGAGCGGCUCUCUGUCCUUCUACAGCGUCUCUGACACACACACACUCACACACUUACACACAUUCACACACACAUUCACUCAACCUCUACUCGCUGGAUUUAGACUUUAUACAAACUCUUCAGUGUCUCUGUGUCACAUUAAACACUAAACACACACACACACACACACACACACACACACACACACACACACACACACAC
This is a messenger RNA of Carassius carassius (crucian carp), 610 nucleotides long. Its product is annotated as stonustoxin subunit beta-like. NCBI's taxonomy places the organism in Eukaryota, Metazoa, Chordata, Actinopteri, Cypriniformes, Cyprinidae. The record is from RefSeq and is a predicted model, not a curated record. Bases 1 to 558 code for a protein of 185 amino acids. The transcript has a single exon. Gene Ontology annotation, molecular function: protein binding.